Molecule: messenger RNA, 1579 nt
Organism: Drosophila pseudoobscura
Lineage: Eukaryota; Metazoa; Arthropoda; Insecta; Diptera; Drosophilidae
Gene: BEAF-32
Product: Boundary element-associated factor of 32kD
Exons: 2
Coding region: 126-956 (276 amino acids)
Molecular function (GO): DNA binding
Source: RefSeq, a predicted model, not a curated record
UUUGCAACACUAAAACGGGUACAGCACUGGACAACACUCACGCCAGCUACGCUAAUAUAAUCGGCAUUUCAUUUGUAGAGAAAAUUUUAGUUUUUCACAAAUUAAUUUAUAAUUAACAUCUAAAGAUGCCAAAGGGACGCGUGAGCAAUGUGUGGCAGCACUACGAUAUCAACGAGGACUGUGAAAACUUUGCGAUAUGCCGCUAUUGCGGUAAUAAUAUAUCGCGUGGUGGCAUGGCCAGCAAUUUAAAGGGCAACAAUACCACAAAUUUGUGGACGCAUCUGCGCCACAAGCAUAGCGACGAGGUGGUCGUAAAUCCCGUGCAGAGCCGUCAGGGGCGUAUUAUUCCCAUUCUAAAAAAAGAGAAAACUGUGCGAAUAACUAAGGCCAAGCAACUGCGGGAGCCUUUGCAUGUGGCCAAGCCGAAGAUUGAAAGGCAGUCCACAUCGUUUGUUGCCGAGACCGGCGCACUCCCGCAGAAGUGGGAGGAGUAUGAGCAAAACGAUGGGAUCAGCGAGGACAUCAAGGACAUUAUCUACAGCGAAGAUCCGCUCUGCUACAGUCCCAUGCACGUUAUGGAGGAGGAGGUCGCCCUCGAGUCUGGCGAAAAGGUCACCGUGCUGAACCCCAGCGGCCAUAGCCGCGCCACCAUCAGCAGUGCCCCAGUCGUGGCCACUGUGGUGGCCUCGAACACCAACACGGCCAACGCGGCCAAACAGCUGAAGAACAACCUGGAGACAUCAAUCGACCGCCUGACCACGGUCAGCGAGCAACUGAGCUACAUCAUUCAGCAUAGCCACGAGGAACAUAUCAAGGACGAUGACUACUACUUCGCCCUGAGCCUUGUGCCCAGCAUGCGCCAGAUGUCGCUGAGCCGCAAGCUAUAUGUGCGCACCAAGAUCCAGGAGGUUAUCUUCAAGACGAGCGAGGAGGCCACCUCCGGCAAGGACGAAUGAAUAGAUUAAGUAUAAGCUACCAAGAAGUCGAAGAAACGAAAGCAACCAAACAGCAACAGAGACAGCUGUUUGAAUGGGUUCUUUCUCGUUUGGGUUUUGGGUAGCUGAAUUUAAUCGAUUAGGCUAAGUGUAUGACUUUAUGUAUUCUGUAGAUCCACUUAAUCAUCUUUUCUUUCAGCAUUAAUGUAAAAAUUGUUUUCACGAUAAGAAUAAACAUCCAAAUAAAUAUCUGGCAGAGAAACGCAAAAGAGCGAUAUAGUAGAACAAGUACAGUACAUUUUUAAUAUGUAUGACGUUUAUUUUAAAUAAAUUUUAUUUAAAUAACUUGUUAAGAUUUACAAAACAGAGAGCGUAGCUAGAUUAGAAUUAUAAUUAUUAUUUCUUUGUAUUAUAUUAUAAUUUACAAAUCGAUUUGCGGCUAAGGUCUGUCUAUGCCUAUUCUUAUAAAUAUGCAUAUGGAUUCGAUUCCUCUCGCUUUGUCCCACUGAUUUCGUCAGUGCUCUUGUGUAGAUCUAGAUCUAGAUCUAGAUCUAGACGUACAAGCAUACAAUACAUUAUAAUACAGAUUGCAAUAAAACUCCUACAAAUCGGUUAAUAAACAAUAAACUUAUGAUGUACUCGUA